AUGCCCGCCCCGCGCCAGCGGAUCGGGCGCGAGGGCGGCCCCGAAGUGGGCGACGACGUAAAACUCUACGCCAUACAGAAGCGGAGCAUGCGGGGCUCGAGAAACCGGGACUACCCCGACUUCGGCGAUUUCGUGAUGACGGAGUCGAUGGGCAAGGUGAUGUGGCACUACACGUCCACGGUCCACCAGUGCUUCAAGGGCGUCGGCGUCUCCGGCGUCGUCAAAGAGAUUUACAGCGCCAAAAUCUUCUUUGGCGAGCCGUUCCUAGGAGGGACGGUCGACGAUCAGGAUGGUCGAUUAGUGGCGGCCGUGCGUCGGGCUCGAGCUCGACGUCGACUACUCGCGCCGCGUCGACGACGACGAGAUCGACCGCAUGGAGACCUACAUCAGGGCAUUCCACGACGCGGCUGACGAGGAGCCCGCGUCGCCGUGGCAGGUCGACCCGCUCCAGACCGACGCCGACCGCGCGCUGCGAGCCGAGCUGGUCGAGGGGUUCAACCCGCAGUCGCUCCGCGAAGAGUACGUCGCCAUGCGGGCGGCGACGAGAGCCAUCCUAGAAGUGUAA
Messenger RNA from Pelagomonas calceolata, 565 nucleotides. The record is from the annotation of a GenBank genome assembly. NCBI's taxonomy places the organism in Eukaryota, Pelagophyceae, Pelagomonadales, Pelagomonadaceae.